Messenger RNA from Galeopterus variegatus (Sunda flying lemur), 462 nucleotides. RefSeq names its product doublecortin domain-containing protein 2-like. The record is from RefSeq and is a predicted model, not a curated record. Bases 1 to 462 code for a protein of 153 amino acids. NCBI's taxonomy places the organism in Eukaryota, Metazoa, Chordata, Mammalia, Dermoptera, Cynocephalidae. The transcript has 2 exons.
AUGGAAAAUCUCCUUAAUAUGUCCCACUUUUAUCUAUUAUUCUUUUUGGUCCAUCAGAGGCCAGCAGAAAUAGUAGAUGAGGAAGAAGAUGGAGAGAAAGCAAGUGAGGAUACAGAACCGAAAGAAGACUUCUCAGGAAUGAAUGGUGAAGUUGAAGAUGAAGGAGGAAGGGAGGCUACAGAAGCCACUGAGCAAGUCGAGGAGAUCCUGGAUCACAGUGAGGAGCAGGCAGGUCCCGCUCGUGUAAGUGGAGUUACCGAUGAAGAAAAUGGCGAGGAACUGGAUCAGGCUAAUAAUGAACUUCAACCAGCAGUGGACCAGGAAAGAAAGUCUCAAGGGGCUGGCAGUGGACAGGAUGAGGCUGAUUUAGACCCUCAGAGACCACCGAGGCCAGAAGUAAAAAUCACUAGUCCACAAGAAAAUGACAACAACGAACAAAACAAGGACUGNGGCCAGAAGUAA